CGAGCUAAAGCGUUUCCUGGGCGUGGACUGACCUAGCGUACGCUUAGAAGGGAAAGACUUGCACUUUCAUCGCAAGCGAACAUCCUACCUUCCAGAACUUCCAUCACGCAUACAUCCAGCAUAUAGUCAUAAUGGGUGGUGGUGCUCGUUAUCCAUAUCCAAAAGAAGUUUGGUCGCCUUCCGGUGGUUGGUGGACAAGACCAUCAAAUUGGAGAACCAAUACGGCAGUUUGCAUUGCAGGAAUCGGACUGGUUUCGUACUUUACAUGGAUGUAUAGCGCAAAAGUUGAACAGAGACAUGUUAAAGUUGACAGAUGGAUUCCUUCUCUUCAUUGGGCAGAAGAAUUCAAAGGAUCAGAAUAUGACGAAUUACGCAAAAAUGGACGUAAAUCAUCACAACCAAAGGACCACUAGAGGAAGCUUAUGUACACCUGGUUUAAUUGAUCAAAUAGCGUAUCUCGAAAAACAAACAGAA
Molecule: messenger RNA, 474 nt
Organism: Meira miltonrushii
Lineage: Eukaryota; Fungi; Basidiomycota; Exobasidiomycetes; Exobasidiales; Brachybasidiaceae
Exons: 3
Coding region: 132-413 (93 amino acids)
Source: RefSeq, a predicted model, not a curated record